AUGAAAAAUCGUUGCGGCAGAAAAAAAUCUAAGUACAAUUCAUUGUUUAUAAAUGCUGGUGGCGAGCGAAUAAACUCUGGAAAAAACGUCUUUGAUGAAGAUAAUUCCACACUGUUAACUACUUUGUAUGAAAAUUCAAAAAAGCCCUGGGCUUAUAGUUGUUUGGGAGAGUUCUUAUCGUCAACGGAUUCCACAAAUUACAUACAAAACAUUACAUGUGGAGUUUCUGUUCGUGAUCAGUUAUAUGUUAAAGCUCGUCUUUGCCCUCAAUCUCUAACAUAUUAUGGUUUCUGCUUACACAAUGGCCUUUACACUGUGAAUCUUCACUUCGCCGAAACUGUAUUUGCAAAAGAUGAAGACUACAGCAGUUUAGGGAAGCGAGUUUUUGAUAUAUAUAUUCAGGGGGAGCGACUACGAAGAGAUUUCAACAUAAAAAAAAUGACUGGCAAUACUCCAAAUAUGGAGUGGAUUGAAAAUUUUACAGAUGUUUAUGUUCAUGAUAAUCUACUGGAGAUUCGCUUAUUCUGGGCUGGAAAAGGAUCUAUUUAUUAUCCGCUUGAUCUGAAUGGACCUCUCAUAUCAGCUAUUUCGGUCAAUCGAAAAAUCAAACCAUUACCGAUAGUAUGGAUUGUGGUUGCUUCUGUAUUAGCUGCACUUCUUCUAUUGGUUCUUGUUUUGGCUUUGAUGUGGAGAAUGGGAUAUCUGGGAGACAGAGAGUUGCGUGUGACAAAGGUGGUACUCCGAGGCCACUCUUACACUAUAAAACAAGUGAAAGAUGCUACUGGAAAUUUCAGCCCUACGAAUAGGAUUGGCAAUGGGCGUUUUGGGAUGAUAUACAAGGCUCAACUGCCAGAUCAGACGGUAGCUGUGACCAAGCUUUCUUUUGAAUCAAACAAGGAUCAAAUAGGAACUGAAGUCUAUGCCUUGAAACAGUUAAAGCAUGACAAUCUUGUCGAAUUGUUGGAUGUCUAUUCCAAAAAAGAUCUACACUUGCUGAUUUAUGAAUAUAUGGAAAAAGGCUCACUUAAACAAGUAUUGUUUGAUGAGUCGGAUUCUAAAGUGAUACUUGAUUGGCCAAAAAGAGUUAGCAUAUGUCUUGGAAUAGCAAGGGGUCUGAAGUAUCUACAUCAAGAUCAUACAAGUGGUAAAGUUGUUCACAGAAAUGUUAAAGCAAGUAAUAUUUUACUUGAUGGAAAUCUUAACCCUAAGGUUUCAGACUUUGGACUGGCAAAGAUUUAUGACGAGGAAAAUCCAUACCAGUUCAUCAAAGAAAUAGGAACAGUGGUAUACAUGGCACCAGAGUGUGCAACACGGAAAGCCAUAACAGACAAAGCUGAUGUUUAUAGUUAUGGAGUACUUUUGCUUGAAAUAGUUAGUGGAAAGAGUAAUUUAAAGACCGAAGAAAACCAAGGGAACGAUUAUCUUUUAAAUAAGGCUUGUGUUUUACAUUCAGAGCAAAUGCUUUUGAACUUGGUGGAUACAAAUCUGUGUGGAGAUUAUGAUAAAAAGCAAGCCCUUAAAAUAUUGGAUUUGGCUAUAAAGUGCAUCAAUCUGUCACCUACUCUGAGGCCUACAAUGCUCGAAAUUGUGAGUGAGCUUGAGCAAAUUUCUAAUGUCAACGCUCCUUCUCCCUCAGCUUGAUUUUUGAGCAGUUUGGUUUUAUCAAAAUGGUUUAUGGAAUAGGAUUCCUAGCUUUGUCCUUGUCUCUUUUCUUGAGGUU
Pistacia vera is the source of this 1720-nucleotide messenger RNA. Its product is annotated as probable LRR receptor-like serine/threonine-protein kinase At1g53430. Gene Ontology annotation, biological process: protein phosphorylation. The transcript is spliced from 9 exons. NCBI's taxonomy places the organism in Eukaryota, Viridiplantae, Streptophyta, Magnoliopsida, Sapindales, Anacardiaceae. The record is from RefSeq and is a predicted model, not a curated record. Gene Ontology annotation, molecular function: protein kinase activity; ATP binding. Bases 1 to 1641 code for a protein of 546 amino acids.